Molecule: messenger RNA, 1207 nt
Organism: Artibeus jamaicensis (Jamaican fruit-eating bat)
Lineage: Eukaryota; Metazoa; Chordata; Mammalia; Chiroptera; Phyllostomidae
Product: farnesyl pyrophosphate synthase-like
Biological process (GO): trans, trans-farnesyl diphosphate biosynthetic process
Cellular component (GO): cytoplasm
Molecular function (GO): (2E,6E)-farnesyl diphosphate synthase activity; dimethylallyltranstransferase activity
Source: RefSeq, a predicted model, not a curated record
AGCAACAGAGUACUUCAUUCCUCCUUCAGAAUGAAUGGAGACCAGAAAUUGUAUGACCAAAAGCUGGACUUCAUCCAGCACUUCCCUGAGAUCGUCAGGGUACUGACUGAGGAUGACAUGGAGCACCCAGAAAUAGGAGAUGCUAUUGCCCGUCUCAAGGAGGUCCUGGAGUACAACCUCAUUGGAGGCAAGUACAAUCGGGGCAUGACCGUGCUGAUAACCUUCCAGGAUCUGGUGGAACCAAGAAAGCUGGAUGCUGACAGUCUGCAGCAGGCCAUGACUGUGGGCUGGUGUGUGGAACUGCUCCAGGCUUUCUUCCUGGUGGUAGAUGACAUUAUGGAUUCAUCCCUCACCCGACAGGGGAAGAUCUGCUGGUAUCAGAAGCCAGGCAUCGGUUUGGACGCCAUCAAUGAUGCAAUUCUUCUGAAAGAGUGUGUCUACCGACUGCUGAAGCUCUACUGCCGGGAGCAGCCCUUUUACCUGAACCUUAACGAGCUCUUCCUGCAGAGUUCCUAUCAUACUGAGAUUGGACAGAGCCUGGACCUCAUCACCAUCCCGCAAGGCAGCGUGGACUUUGGCCAAUACACUGAAAAGAGGCUCAAAUCUAUUGCCAAGUAUAAGACUGCUUUCUACUCUUUCUACCUUCCUGUAGCUGCUGCCAUGUAUAUGGCGGGCAUUGACGGGGAGAAGGAACAUGCCAAUGCCAAGAAUAUCCUGCUGGAGAUGGGGGAGUUCUUUCAGGCUCAGGAUGAUUACCUUGACGUAUUUGGGGACUCCAGUGUAACAGGCAAGAUUGGCACUGAUAUCCAGGAUGGUAAAUGCACCUGGCUCGUGAUUCAGUGUCUGCAACGGGCCUCUCCAGAACAACGCCAGAUCUUGCAGGAGAAUUACGGAGAGAAGGAGGCUGAGAAGGUGGCCCUGGUGAAGGCGCUGUACGAGGAGCUGAAUCUGCAGGCCGCGUUUGAGCAAUAUGAAGAAGACAGUUACAGCCACCUUAUGGGUCUCAUUGAGCAACACUCGCCACCCCUGCCCCCAGCCAUCUUCCUGAGGCUGGUGCACAAGAUCUACAAGCGGAAAAAGUGACCCUAGAGACUACCAGGGCAGGGAGGGCAAGUUCUCAAUAAAUUACAGUAAAACCUCUCAACGCUAUCUAUAGGUGCUGGAUAUUGCAACAAAAGUUUGCCAUAGGCUAAUUUAUACGGACAAG